UAUAUAUAUCUAGAAGUAUGUUGAGACAUGAUACCACAGACCUUAGUGUUUAGUGUUUACUGAUCAGAAAAUUUAACAGGACAAUUGGAAAAGAUUUAAGAGCAAAUGGGUUCUUUAAUGUCAGGAUGGGACUCUCCAGUUAGGGAUCCUAAUUCAGUGAGAAGGUGCAAGUCACUAACAAGAGAAGAGAUCGACACUUUUUGGAAAGCAAAGAAGAAGAAUGAAGGAGAACAUGUUCAAGCCGUUUCCAAGUUGGUAACUCAGGAAGUUGCACAAAGAAAAUCACAAGAGGAGAAAAAAGUAGCCGAAGAUCUUUUUGAGAACCAGAGCAAGAAAAGUGGAUGGUGGAGAAGAAGCAACUUGGCGUUCUUGAAUGAGCCGAGGGAGGAAGAGGGUCGACCAAACAAAUACGUACCGCAGUUCCAGGUGGCUCACAUCGCCAAAAUCGCUGGAUAACAGUGACGCUAAUUAAGCACCCCCGGCUAGUCCAAUAUAUGUGUGAAUUUGUGACUUGCCAAAAUACACAUAUAUAUGAAUAGUGGUUUACUUAAUGUCAUGUUGUAUGUGAAUAGAAAAGUGUAACAAAUAGUAUAAGGUUUUAAUCAGAGAUGUGUUUUAUUUUACAUGUGCUAUGUAUAUGUUUUCUUUGGUUUGUUGAGUGGGGCUGUAAUCUGAGAUAUGGAUUUGUGUUUUACAAGAAAUAAACAUUUUUUUACCUUACA
Molecule: messenger RNA, 722 nt
Organism: Camelina sativa (false flax)
Lineage: Eukaryota; Viridiplantae; Streptophyta; Magnoliopsida; Brassicales; Brassicaceae
Source: RefSeq, a predicted model, not a curated record